AUGGUGGAGGAUUAUUGCAAUGAGGCCAGAGUGAUCUUAAGCCCUAGUCUCUGGUGCAUACAGCCCCUAGGUUCAAGAUUUCCCAGAAAUAUAAUUUACUCUAUUCUUACUUUCUCAGUUAAAGUCAAGCCGAAUGCUAACAACUUAGCCUACACUGAGAAAUCUCUCAAUCUGCACGUUGAUCAGCCAUAUCUUGAGUUCAAACCAGGGGUCCAGCUGCUACACUGCAUCAGCCAGUGCGAAGGCUACGGCGGAGACAGUCUCUUGGUGGACUCCUUCUGUGUCGCUGAAAAGUUGCGUGAAAUGCACCCUGAGAAAUUUAAAGUCCUUACAGACACUCUCGUAGAUUUCUACGACAUUGGUGUAGAGGAUGGGACAAACUUCCAUGUUAUUAAUCAAGAACCAACUAUAAAUUUAAAACAGGUUCGUGCUCCCCAUUUGGGGUGCGGGCCGGAGCAGACGAUGGUGUGGUAUGAUGCCAUGAUGAACUACCAUGAUCUACUCGCGGAUCCUCAGUACGCCAUCACUUACAAGAUGUCGGAAGGUGUUUUGUCGUCUUUGACAACAACCGCGUCUUCCCAGGGCCCGGAAAAGGCCAUUCCAGAUGCCCGGGGGCCCCGAGCCCCAAACCGGGAAAGGCUGUUACUGGGACUGGGAUGA
Molecule: messenger RNA, 660 nt
Organism: Penaeus monodon (black tiger shrimp)
Lineage: Eukaryota; Metazoa; Arthropoda; Malacostraca; Decapoda; Penaeidae
Product: gamma-butyrobetaine dioxygenase-like
Exons: 5
Coding region: 1-660 (219 amino acids)
Biological process (GO): carnitine biosynthetic process
Cellular component (GO): mitochondrion
Molecular function (GO): oxidoreductase activity
Source: RefSeq, a predicted model, not a curated record